AAUUUUUUUACUCGUUUCUACCGGUAGAUAAUCCCAUCAUCAGUUUCAAAAAUAAUUUAAACUACCAUUAUUGUCACCAUGAGCAACUGGGUUCGAAAGAAAAAUGACCAACAUACCAGCGACAUAGAACCAGAGUCAACGGAAACAUUUGAAUCAGACGAUGAGGAGGAGUACGACGAAGACGAAGACAUUGAAGACAUCUCGUUUUGGAGGGAACACGGACUGGCAAUUUUAGUCGCCUUUGCUGCAUCAAUCAUUGUUCAUUUUCACAAUCAAAACUUGAUAUCUUUAUCGGGAUUUUUAAACCGGCUCCCGUUCGGAACAAAUAGUGAGAGACACAGUCAUCUGGACGGGUUUUCGAGAAUGGCAAAUGUCAGCUUUUGUCGGCAACGAAUUCAACCACCGGCCUCGGAAAGAUUGAAUUCGAUGGAUUUUUACAUCCCUCGUGAUCAUUUCGAAUCGUUGCUGACAUUUUACGUCGCAGAUCUGGAUGAAGACGAUUACUACGCCAAUACGGAUAUCGCCGUUUCAAGUAGCAGGAAGGAAGACCUUGGCGCCCGUUUGAAGGAUAACAAGGAAUUCGAAUGCCUUUCUGAACAACAUCACAUCAAUCCUACUGACAAAAAAUUGAAGGGCACAACUUACUUUUACAAAGACCCAACGCUCGAAGAAAUCUAUCCUGAACUAAUGAAGGAAAAUACUACACCUAACUUGAGUAUGGUGAAGAAAUCAUCGAACGAAAGAAAAAGACAACUGGAACAGCCUCCACUUAGAUUUACUGGAUUUGCCGCAAAAUUUGUGAAUCUUGACACCGAUCCCGUACUCUUAUAUUGGGAUGGAAAAGGUGGACACGAAAGUUCUAGAAAGCUUGUAGGUGAGAUUCCCCCAAUGGAGUCGAUUGGCACGGCAACAAUGCCAGGACAUUCAUUCCAUGUUACUCCAAUAUAUGAUCCUUCUACAGUCCUUAACCAUUGGGUUGUGACACUAGAUACAGCUCUUGUGUUUUAUGAACCAAAAAGUGCAACGGAAAUGAAACAUACCCUGAAAGCAAAAGACCCUAAGUCUUAUGCAAUGUAUCAGAGACAGAUGGUCAACAAAGCCUUUUCCAGAGAUUAUACGAUUAUCAGUGGACGCACAUGGCUUGGACAUUUUCCCAGACCAUUUCCCUUGCAUUAUAUGCACGAAGCUUCUUUUAUUGGCCAAGAGCAUCAAGUUGGCGGUAUGACGUUGAAGGUGGCAUCGGUAAGACCGCGCGUCUUCACGAUAGAAAACUUUUUGACAUCGGAGGAAUGUGAAGAAGUAGUUCGACUUAGCUUAGAGCAAGGCCUUACGGAAUCGACAUUGCAUUCAAGCCCACAAGCAACACAGAAUCGCGAUGUUUCAACUCGUAGCUCGAGUAACGCUUGGUUGUCUAGAGAAACUAGCUCGCUAACAAAAAUGAUUUUCGAGAAAACAGCCGAGUUGACGAAGAUCGACAGACACCUAUUUCAGAAAUUCCAUGAAUCUAAUGCCAAGCGUCAUUCGAUCGCUGAAUCGUUGCAGGUUGUACGAUACAAAAAAGGAGAGGAAUAUACGCCACACCAUGAUUUUGUAUCUCCUUCUAUCAACAGUCGCCAUCAACCGUCGAGGUUUGCAACCCUAUUAAUUUAUCUUAAUGAUGUGGACGAAGGAGGAGAAACACGAUUUCCUCGAGCUGUUAACAAUUACAAUGCGGAGGGCUUGGAAAUCGUGCCGAAGACUGGGAAAGCUGUUCUUUUUUACAACACAUUAGAGGACGGAAAUCUGGAUGAUUUAUCUCAACAUGGAGGAAACAAAGUCCUUGCCGGCAACAAAUGGUUGGCGAAUUUAUGGGUACGUGACUCCCAACCGCCUCUUUUACCAGCUCUUCAGAUUUUGUCGUCGCAAAAUUGGAUUGGAUUGUCUCUAACUUUUUCUCUUUUGCCGCUUGUUUUCGCAGAUCUGGGACCCCGUGAUCGGAUGAUUUUGAUGCAAGAAUUCUUCGCGAUCAUCGUAAUUUGAGGGCAAAAAAAUAUGAAAAACAUCUACCUUUAUUAACGUG
Molecule: messenger RNA, 2059 nt
Organism: Pseudo-nitzschia multistriata
Lineage: Eukaryota; Bacillariophyta; Bacillariophyceae; Bacillariales; Bacillariaceae
Source: the annotation of a GenBank genome assembly